This is a messenger RNA of Bipolaris zeicola 26-R-13, 285 nucleotides long. RefSeq lists its product as uncharacterized. Bases 1 to 285 code for a protein of 94 amino acids. The record is from RefSeq and is a predicted model, not a curated record. The transcript has 3 exons. Gene Ontology annotation, biological process: GPI anchor biosynthetic process. NCBI's taxonomy places the organism in Eukaryota, Fungi, Ascomycota, Dothideomycetes, Pleosporales, Pleosporaceae. Gene Ontology annotation, cellular component: endoplasmic reticulum membrane; dolichol-phosphate-mannose synthase complex.
AUGACGCGCGCUCAGCAGACCAUCAGCAUUGCGAUGCUCCUUACUUCUGUAUACCUUGCCCUGUUCCUCCAGGUCGUUCCCCUGCCCCAAAAGGUCCAGGAAGAGAUUAUACCAUAUAUUCCCUUCUGGGCUCUCAUCUCCUUUGGCGCCUACCUCCUCUUCAGCCUGGGCUGGGGUGUCUUUACCUUCAACGAUGUACCGGAAGCGCACGCCGAACUCAUGCAGCAAAUAGCAGAGGCACGCAAAGACCUUAGCGCAAAGGGCGUGGAUGUUGGCGAGGAUUAG